Alternaria burnsii is the source of this 1698-nucleotide messenger RNA. RefSeq lists its product as uncharacterized. NCBI's taxonomy places the organism in Eukaryota, Fungi, Ascomycota, Dothideomycetes, Pleosporales, Pleosporaceae. Bases 1 to 1698 code for a protein of 565 amino acids. The transcript is spliced from 5 exons. The record is from RefSeq and is a predicted model, not a curated record.
AUGGCUACUAUGACUACUACCCAAGGGACGCUCCACAUGGUUGGAAAUGAAGAUGUCGACGUCAAACGAGACGACCUUCCCGCAAAACUUACAGAAGACUUUCUGUCUGAUUUUCCUAAACUUUCCAACGAACAGGCUGGUCACCUCCGCCAUUUCCAUAAUCUGGCUUCCCAGCCCGAUGGCGAGUGGCACCAUAUGGGCACCCAGGACCCCGGUCAAGAGUGGCUCGAUGCUUACCGCUAUCAACUGGCGACCAUGACAUAUGCCGCUGGAAGCGCUCACUAUCAUCGACUACCUGCUCUACGAUCGAUUUUCAAGAACUUACUAGAGCAACUCAUCCACAAGAUGGUACGGAGGGAAGUCUGGGGUUAUUGGUACCUGACCAGCCAGAGCGGAAAGUUUGUGGAUCCCGACUUGGUUGAGAUGCGCAAACCUUGGGCGGAUCCAAAUAAGCAAGAGAAUAUCAUGUAUUCUGGACAUCUCCUCCUCAUGGUCUCAUUACACGCAAUGCUCUUCGACGACGACAAGUACAAUCAGCCGGAGGCGCUAACGUUCCAUUGGGAUCCGGUAUUCUGGGGUUUCGGGCCAGAAAAGUUUACCUACACCCGCAGUUCCCUUCAGGAUGCUAUUCUUGCCGAGAUGGAGCGGCAUAACUGGAAGGGCGUCUGCUGUGAGCCGAACAGCAUUUUCAUCGUCUGCAACCAAUUUCCGAUUAUCGCGAUGCGGUACAAUGACAUCCGCGACGGAACAGCUGUGGCUGACAAGGUUCUAAAGAAUUAUACUGCGGCUUGGAAUAGGGAGGGCGGCUUCCUGCAGGAUGACAAAUUUGUCAUCAAUUGGUAUAUGGUAAAACAAGAUCGUAUAGUACCCGGAGGGGUCGGAAUCACCGCCUGGACAUCUGCAUUCAUGAACGGCUGGAACUCUGAGUCCGUCCAUUCACUCUUCCCAGAGCAAGCUCUUGGUUUCUUCACCAAGACCUCCGAUGGAAGAGUGAAUGUGAACGACGAGAAGGUCGCCAAAAUUAUUCGCGAGCUCACCAAAAGUGAGGGCGUGGAUCCGCAAGCUUGGAGCACCAAAGAAAGGGCACAGAAUUUGGCGAAAGAACUUGAAGAGGCGCCUGGUAUGCCAUUUGCGCAGCCGGUAUAUGGUUAUGUUGCUCAGUGGGUGUCUGAGGUUGCAGACCCAGCUUUGAACGAUGGUCUCCUGCGUCAUGCAGACACGUUCUUCAACCCAACGUGGGAGAAUGGUGGUCUUUUCUACCCACGUAAUGACAGCCAGGCGGACGAUCAUGGGAACUGGAAGUUCGUAGACCCUUUUACAGGCAAUGGUGCCAUCGCCUAUGCGCGUCUCAACGUCCCUGACGGCCAGAAAAAGAUGUGGGACAAGCCGUGGUCGAGGGAGCAUUUCUCAAGCUGUCCAUUUGUUGAUGAGAUCAGCCUGGCUUCCAACGUCGAUUUUCUUAGAGGCAGCUGGGAUUCAGGGAAAGGAGCUUUCGUUGUUACUAUGCGAACUUGGGAUGGCUCCACGAAGAACGUCCGGCUCCUUGUCAAAAACCUGCCUGCUGGGCGAUAUGGCAUCUAUCGGAAUGGACAUAUUACAGGAGCGCAGGAUGUGAACGACGGCUCGCACAGCGUGGAGAUAGCUACCGAAGUGGGAGCGGAAGAGACGGACAUAGUACUACUUAAGUCAAUAUCCUAG